GUUUGGUAACCUCCUUCUUCAGUCCCGCAUCUUCUCUUUGCUCUCGGAGAAGGAGAGAGAGAGAAUUUGGCGAGAGUGCGCGCACACUUUUUUUUAUACAAUAACAACACUUAGUAGUGUUAGUAAUAAUUUCCCCCUCGAAGAUAUGCGGAGGCGAUUGUGCAUCUAAUGUGAGAGUUGUGAGAGCAAAAAGAGGUGAAGACCCUCUAAAGCGGUGAGUGGAGGCAUUUUGGUCCGGUGAAGGUUUAUCUUCGAAACAUUCUACAUGAGUGUGAAGAGUGAACACAACAAAACCAAUACCCUUAUUAAAAAUAGUAACCGUGCACCAAUUGCAAUCCUGGAAUGCUUAGAGGAGGGGCUUCUUUCGACUGAAAGCUCAAUGGCAACCAAUCCGAUGAGCCGGCAAGUUUCCCUAUCCUACCCUGCCAACAUGAGAUAUAGGAAUUUGGGAAAAUCAGGAUUAAGAAUAUCAGCCAUCGGAUUAGGAACUUGGGUGACUUUCGGCUCACACAUAUCGGAGCAAAUGGCUGAAGACAUAGUUUCUGUAGCAUAUGAGAAUGGUAUUAACUUAUUUGACACCGCAGAUGUUUAUGCCGGAGGAAAAGCCGAAAUGUUACUAGGCAGAAUAUUGAAAAAGAAGGAGUGGAAAAGAUCAACGUACAACGUCGCCACUAAGCUGUUUUGGGGAGCAAGAGGGGAGACGGAUAGGGGACUAUCUAGGAAGCACAUAAUCGAAGGUUUGCAGUCAUCAUUAGAAAGACUUCAACUAAGUUACGUGGAUAUAAUUUUUGUAAAUAAAGCUGAUCCUAUGUGUCCAAUGGAAGAGGUUGUUCGUGCCUUCACCCACUGUAUUAAUCAAGGCAUGGCUAUGUACUGGGGUACGUCUCGAUGGACAGCCAUGGAAAUAAUGGUAAAAAAAAAUAUUGAUUUUAUUUUGCGAAGUGCAUGUAUCGGUACGAUGACUUGGUCACCACAAGCCUUCGGAAUGUAUACCGGAAAAUUUGAUGAAGGGGUGCAUCUCCUGUCCAGGGGUUCUGUCAAGAAUUAUACAAUGCAAGACAAGAGCACUUGUCCAGAGGAAGGAAGAAGUCCUCGUCACCAGUCCAAGCUCCAAGAGCUCUCAGUACUGGCAGAAAAAGUUGGUUGCACAUCAACUCAACUUACGAUAGCUUGGUGCCUGAAAAAUGAAAAUGUUCAUUGUGUGUUAGUAGGAGCUUCAACACCUGAGCAACUGUAUGAACACUUACAUGCCCUUCAGCUGCUACCAAGAUUAACAACGGGCCUCAUCAACGAAAUUGAGAAAAUUCUGGACAACAAGCCUAUUCGAGUGCCUGUUCAAAGGUGACUGCUGCUACAAAAGGAUUCCUUGCCGCUGUCUAGGAGUCCUUUACUUCCUGGAACUGCCUCGAUUUUGGAAGUGGAAGAGGGUGUGGCACGUCUUGAAGCCAUCAGGGAAGACAGCGGAAUCGAUGGCAGCAAAUCGCCCGAAGAACCACCUAGAGGUUUCUUUGAUAACCUUCUCAGUAACUGUGUUAUUCAAUGAGGAAUUUGCAUUUUUUGAAUGGUAUACUGUUCACACAAAAUGGCUACUCUUUGGCCAAGACAUUUCUUCCCAUUCACGGUAUGAGCCGGUGCUUUGAAAAACCAAUGUUAGUUCCGUUCACAUCAUUUUGGAAAAGGAGGUUAAAUUUCGGUUAACAUAAUGGGGUGAAAAUUUUAGCUUUACGUGUGAAAUAAAAAGCAAAUUUUUGUAUGCAGAUAAAUUAACUUUAAUCAGUCAAAUAUCUUCCAUUCUGUUCUAUGACCUUUUGACCUUCAUGAUCCCACGCUCUUAAAGCUUCUAGUUCUUAUCAGAAAAACUCAACAAAGUUCCAUUUGUGAGGUCAUCCUUAUCACUGAAAUUUUAACCAUUGAAAAAGUUUUGUAAACUUCGAAAUGAAUGGUAAUCUACUGGUGAAUGGUCGGAGCUAUAUGGAGGGCGAUACAUCACUUCCCAACUUAUCUCCAAUGAUUUUGCACGCUAAAUAUAUAUGAAGCCUUACAUUGUCGUGAUAGAAUACAAUUACUCUGGUGCAUUUUUUUUUAUUUCAAAGUUUACAAAGCUUCUUAAAUUGUAAAAAUUUCAGUAAUAACGAUGACCUCAAAUCACACUCGAUUAAGUUUUUUACUUAUAAGUUGAUUUUACCGAUAAGUUUUGCUGAUAAGAUUAUCAAUCAUCAUGGGAUCAUGAAAAUUUGAUUUUAUUUCACAAUAGAAAACCAAAAUCAUUUUCUGGGCCACCCAAUAAUUUCUAGAGAGGUUUCGAUGAUCCCAUUCUUACAGAUUUUGAUGGAAAUUAAAUGGAAUACCGUAUUCUCCAUUUGUUAGUAAAUAGCUGAUUAAUUUUAAUUUCAAUAAAAGAGAUGUUGUAUAUUCCUGCAUCUGUUCGGGCAAAAUAUUCUAAUCAUUUGACAGUAUUGAAGAAAAAGAUCGAUAAUUGAAUAAAGCUGAUGUAAAUAAAAAAAAACAUCUUAAUAGCUAAAAAUACGGAAAAUCAUGAAAAGAACGGGG
This is a messenger RNA of Parasteatoda tepidariorum (common house spider), 2550 nucleotides long. Its product is annotated as voltage-gated potassium channel subunit beta-2-like. Gene Ontology annotation, biological process: potassium ion transport; regulation of potassium ion transmembrane transport. Lineage: Eukaryota; Metazoa; Arthropoda; Arachnida; Araneae; Theridiidae. The record is from RefSeq and is a predicted model, not a curated record. Gene Ontology annotation, molecular function: potassium channel regulator activity; transmembrane transporter binding; voltage-gated potassium channel activity. Gene Ontology annotation, cellular component: voltage-gated potassium channel complex; cytoplasm.